AUGGCCGAGGGUCCCGAGGCCGAAGUGGAUGAGCCACCUCGAUGUCAUUUGCCGCCACUCAUCACAGUUUCGGAUCUGCCCGGUGCUACGGAGGCAGGUCGCAACCUGAAGGAAUGGCUUGAGGAACAGUUUUGCGACAAGCCUCUGGAGCAGGACGACAUGCGGCUCCACAACGCCGCCUACGUAGGCGAUCUGGACACACUAAAGAACCUGCUGGAGGAGGAGGCCUUCCGACAGCGCAUCAAUGAAAAAUCAGUGUGGUGUUGCGGCUGCUUACCGUGCACUCCCCUGCGCAUCGCGGCCACAACGGGGCACGCCGCCUGCGUGGCUUACCUGAUUGCCCAAGGUGCUGAGGUGGACUCUGUGGACGUCAAAGGCCAGACAGCAUUGUAUGUGGCUGUGGUGAACGGUCACCGCGAUUGUGUGCGCGUCCUCCUGGAGGCCGGGGCCGACCCCAAUGGGAGCCGUCACCACCGCAGCACGCCGCUCUACCAUGCCGCGCGUGUUGGGAGCGUCAACGUGUUGCAAGAACUCAUCAGUUUUAAUGCAGAUGUGGACAUGGACCACUUGCUGCGCCCCCGGCUGCUGUUGAGCGCCCGCACCCUCAACACCUUGGUGGUUUGCCCCCUGUACAUCAGCGCCGCCUACCACCACCUCCACUGUUUCCGGGCACUGCUGGAGGCCGGCGCACAGCCCGACUUUAAUUACUCUGGGCCUGUUUGCCACGAUGCCCUGAGGCGUGGCCUAGCCUCGUGCAUGUUGGAUGCCGUGUUGAAACAUGGAUGCGAGGCGGCCUUCGUGCAGCUACUGCUGGACCACGGGGCCCGAACAGAGUACGUGGCCUUUGAUGAGUCGCGUCUGGACGAUCCUAAUCGCAGGAGGGUGGAUCCGGAAGCCCUCAGAACUUUCUUGGAAGCCAGGAGAUGCCCUCGCAGGUUGACCCACGUGUGUCGCGUGGCCAUCCGCAGAGUGAUGGGCAAGAAGCGUCUGCACCAUAUACAGGCACUGCCGCUUCCCGAAGCCAUCAAGAACUUCCUGCUUCAUCGGAACUGA
Nerophis lumbriciformis (worm pipefish) is the source of this 1053-nucleotide messenger RNA. The record is from RefSeq and is a predicted model, not a curated record. Lineage: Eukaryota; Metazoa; Chordata; Actinopteri; Syngnathiformes; Syngnathidae.